This is a messenger RNA of Diospyros lotus (date-plum), 3170 nucleotides long. RefSeq names its product TPR repeat-containing protein ZIP4. Gene Ontology annotation, biological process: regulation of synaptonemal complex assembly; meiotic cell cycle. The transcript is spliced from 5 exons. Gene Ontology annotation, molecular function: protein binding. Lineage: Eukaryota; Viridiplantae; Streptophyta; Magnoliopsida; Ericales; Ebenaceae. The record is from RefSeq and is a predicted model, not a curated record. The coding region runs from base 77 to 2902 and encodes 941 amino acids.
UUUAAAAUCAAUAUACGAUUCUUUUCCCUCCAGAAAACUUCCUAUCUGAUUUUCCGGCCACAAACUUGCGCCUGAAAUGAGAAUCUCCGAGAUCUUGACGCCAGACCUCCGGCAGAGCCUCAACGAGCCUCAGUCUCACGUUCUCUCACAAAUCGAGUCUUCGAUCAAAGAACUCGAACUUCACGCGUUGGUGGCUCCCUUACCGGGAACUAUUACCGCCGACCUCGUUCUCGGUCUCACUCAGCUGAGCUCCCUCGCUCCGUUCUCCAAUUCCGUGAAGCUCCAGAUCUGGAAGCUUAGCUACCGCCUCUGGAACGCCUGUGUUGAUCUCGCCAACGCUGCCGGGGUGCGAUCCUCCUCCGCCGCCAAAUCCGGCGAGGAAAAUGCUAAGCUCCGGCAGGUCUCCGCCGAUUUGCUUUUCCUAGCCACAGACGUCCUCGGAAUCCCGUCCCCAGCUUUCAAGGCCGCCUCGUUCUUCUACAAAACCGGUCUUAUUUGGCACGACCUUCGCAAGUUUGAUGUCGCGAAUACUUGCUUCGAGAAAGCCGCCGAUCUCACCUCUAGGAUCGAUGUUGGGGCUAUUUCCGAUAACGAAGAACGGAAACUCCUCCUAGGUCUGAACAUGGCGAGGUCCAGAACCGCUUGGGAAGUUUCGGACAGGAAUCUAGCGAUUACGUUACUAAAUCGAGGGAAAAAUGUUCUAUUCGGAUGUGCAGAGAACUAUAGAGCUUUAGCCAACCAGUACUUGAUAUUUGGAAAAAUUGCUUUGUCAAAGAAUGAGGCGUGUGGCGUGAACGAAGGGCUGAAAUUGAUGAACGAAGCAUUAGAAUUGUGCGAGAAGGGUCUGAGGAUCGCGAGGAAGCAAGAUGAAACGCUUGCUCUGAAGACACUGAGAUUAAAGACACUUCGGUUCAUUGCGGCGUCACAUUUGCAGAGGGAUGAGUUCGAGAGUGUAUUGAAAUGUGUCAGGGUGUUGAGAGAUGAUGGUGGUGGAGAUGAUCAUCCGAGCUUGAGUGUUUUGGCUAUGAAGGCAUUCUUGGGGCUAGGGAAGUACGGAGAGGCUGAGAAGGAGCUAAAGGGUAUGGUGGUAGACGAGGGGAUUCCGGAGGGUGUUUGGGUAUCAGCGGUGGAGUCCUAUUUUCAGGCUGCUGGAGUGGCUGGGGCAGAAACUGCAAAGGGGAUUUUCUUGGGAAUCCUGGGAAGGUGCCGAGUUAGUUCAGGUGCAGCAAUUAGGGUGGUUAGCAGGGUGGUUGGGGAGGGUGUGACCAGUGAAGGCUCGAGGAUAAGGGCCAAGUUAGUGGCUGAACUGGUGUCAGAUGAGAGGCUGGUGGCUAUUUUUGCUGGAGAGGAAGCUGCAAAAGAGAGGACAGCAAUGCAUGCCGUUCUGUGGAACUGUGCUGCAGACCAUUUUCGAUCUAAAGAUUAUGAGACAAGUGCGGAGAUGUUUGAAAAGUCUAUGCUCUACGUACCUUAUAAUAUAGAAAAUAGGACUCUCCGAGCAAAAGGGUUCAGAAUUUUAGGUCUCUGUUACCUAGGCCUCUCCCAGCUAGAUCGAGCUCAAGAGUACAUCAGUGAGGCUGAAAAGAUUGAACCCAAUAUAGCAUGUGCUUUCCUUAAGUUCAAGAUUAGUCUGCAAAAGAAUGACCACAAUGGAGCUAUUACUCAAGUGCAAGCUAUGACUACUUGCCUCGACUUCACGCCUGACUUCCUCUCUCUUUCAGCCCAUGAAGCUAUUGCUUGUCGCGCUCUUCCUGUGGCCGUUGCCUCUCUAUCCACUCUCUUAAACUCUUACCCCACAGGGAAACCCAUGGCAUCCACGAAGGUCAUGGUGCUGCGCACCCUAGUCACAAUCCUCACACAAGACCCUAGCAACGAGUCUGAAGCCCUCAAAUACAUGAAACAAGGUUAUAAGAUAUCAUGUGAGCUUGGUCCUGCUUGUUUCUUUGGGAAAGGUGAGGUGGGCAGAAGGGAACGGGAUUGGCUUGCUGUGAACUCAUGGAAUAUGGGGACUAGAACAGGCAAGGAGAAAAAUUAUGAAUUAUGCGCAGAAUUCUUUAGAUUGGCAUCAGAAUUCUACGGUGUUACGGUAGAUGGUGAAAUAGAAGGAAACAAUGCAAUGGUUUGCAAAUCAUUGAUAUUGACUGUAUCUGCCAUGAUAGCUGAUGAGAAGCAUCAAAAGGCCAUAAUGUUGGACACUGAAGUGAAGCAAGCCAUUGAGCUGCUAGACAGAGCUGGAAAGAUAUUAUCAUGCAUCUCUACCAGGAACCAAUCAAAUGGCGAUGAGAUCACCACGGUUGGGCCUGACUACUUCUUUAUAUACACCUUGAAUGCAUAUGAUCUGCAUGCAAGGCUUAAGGGAACAGGAUCCCAACAGCUCCUCCUGAUAAAAAGCUUUGCAGCCUCAAAAUCUUGCAAUCCUAAUUAUCUUCUUCAGCUUGGCCUCCAUGCCUCACAAGGCCCACAUUCCAAUCCUGAAGUAGCCACCUUUGCCCUAAAUACCUGUCUCUCUGCUCUCCUCGAUUCCCCUUUUCCAAAUUACCGGCAUGUGGCUCUCACAGUCAGGAAACUGAUUGCUGUUUGUGCCGUUCACAAGGGCGACUCAGAUGAUGUUUUACAUGGACUGUACAAGCAAGCAUACCGGAUAAUGGUCGGGUUAAAGGAGGGGGAGUAUCCAAUUGAAGAGGGGAAGUGGCUGGCCAUGACAGCAUGGAACCGAGCGGCUCUCCCCACGAGGCUGGGGCAGGUUGAGGCAGCGAGGAAGUGGAUGAAUAUGGGGUUGGAACUGGCCGGCAAGGUCCCUGGAAUGGACGCUUACAAGUCAUGCAUGGAAGGGUUUCUUGCCGGCUUCGAAAAGAAGUUUCAUGCCCUCGAGAACAGUAGUGAAUGCAGGUCUGAAAUCUGAAGAAACUACUACCAUUACUACUACUAGGUAAGAUAGAUCACCAGUUUGCAUAGUCCCACAUUCCUUCACUUUGUACAUGAUUUUAGUUUUAGUCUUCUUUUCAACACCCAAUUGACAACCAAUUUGUAGACAGAACACAUAAACUUUCUUAUUAUACAUCUGUUAUCAGAUAGCUUUCAAGAAAACACUCUCAACAUGCAUUGCACUAGAAACUAGAAGGUGUUCAUACUUUAGAAUUUGGACCUGGUUUCCCAUACUUGUAAAAGUU